This is a messenger RNA of Antechinus flavipes (yellow-footed antechinus), 1667 nucleotides long. RefSeq names its product gastrulation brain homeobox 2 (gene GBX2). Gene Ontology annotation, molecular function: DNA-binding transcription factor activity, RNA polymerase II-specific; RNA polymerase II transcription regulatory region sequence-specific DNA binding. Gene Ontology annotation, cellular component: nucleus. Bases 505 to 1566 code for a protein of 353 amino acids. Gene Ontology annotation, biological process: regulation of transcription by RNA polymerase II; regulation of nervous system development. The transcript has 2 exons. NCBI's taxonomy places the organism in Eukaryota, Metazoa, Chordata, Mammalia, Dasyuromorphia, Dasyuridae. The record is from RefSeq and is a predicted model, not a curated record.
GCCAGCGGCCGCAGCCCGGGACCAGCGAGCCAGGGAGCGGCGCCCCGGGAGUCUCCCUCGCGCCGGCUGGCCAGCCGCGCGCCCAGGGCACGGGGAGUCCCGCGGGCAGAGCCAGGCCGCCCUCCUCUCCCACCCCCAUCCGUCUAUGCCUCUCGGGCGCCCAGAGGAGCCGAGAGCACCCGCUGCCCCCCGCGCCGCCCCACGCCGUCCUGCUCGCUCAGCCCGGCCUCCUAUGGCUCAGUCCGGGCGCUGACUGUCUGAAGGGCACCGCGGGCGAGCCCUUACCUUGCUGCCCCCGCCGUUCACCAGCGCCCAGGGCUUCUGCCCCCGUCGCCGCGGCUCCCGCUGUCUCCGCCGCCGCUGGCCUCGGCGCGGCGGGAAGAGGCUGCGGGCGGGGAGUGUCCCCGGCUGGGCUGGCCGGCCGCUGGCGGGCGCUUCUCGGAGGCGGCCUGCGGCUCCGCCAGCUGCUUCUCUUCCACUCCGUCUCCAUCCCCGGGAGCGUAUAUGAGCGCUGCCUUUCCGCCCUCCCUGAUGAUGAUGCAGCGGCCCCUGGGUAGUAGCACUGCCUUCAGCAUCGACUCGCUGAUCGGCAGCCCGCCCCAGCCCAGCCCGGGACACUUCGUGUACACCGGCUACCCCAUGUUCAUGCCUUACCGGCCGGUGGUGCUGCCCCCUCCGCCCCCGCCGCCCCCCACGCUCCCGCAGGCCUCCCUGCAGCCGGCCCUGCCUCCCGCACACCCCCACCACCAGAUCCCCAGCCUGCCCACCGGUUUCUGCUCCAGCCUGGCACAGGGCAUGGCUCUCACCUCCACCCUCAUGGCCACCCUGCCCAGCAGCUUCUCGGCUUCGCCCCAGCACCAGGAAGCGGCCCGCAAGUUUCCGCCCCAGGCCCUGCAGGGCAACUUCGACAAGGCGGACGGCAUCCCGGCCGAGUCCGAGGAUGGGAAGGCUUUCCUGGCCAAGGAAAGCUCGCUGUUGUCCUUCUCGGCCUCCGAGGCGGUGCAGGCUUCGCUCGUGGGGGCCAUCAGAGGCCAGGGGAAGGAGGAGGCCAAAGGAGAAGACGAUCCCAGGGGGAAAGAGGAGAGCUUCUCCAUGGACAGCGACCUGGACUAUAGUUCAGACGACAAUAUCCCCAGCCAGGCCGCCCACAAGGAGGAAGACUUGGCCACGGCCCUGGAGGAGAAUCCCCAGAGCAGCAGCAGCAGCAGUAGCAGCAGCAGCAGCAGCAGCUCGGGCAGCACUACUUCCACGGGCAAAAACCGGCGGAGGCGGACGGCCUUCACCAGCGAGCAGCUCCUGGAGCUCGAGAAGGAAUUCCACUGUAAGAAGUAUCUGUCCCUGACCGAGAGGUCGCAGAUCGCCCACGCGCUCAAACUCAGCGAGGUUCAGGUGAAAAUCUGGUUCCAAAACCGAAGGGCCAAGUGGAAACGGGUCAAAGCCGGCAACGCCAACUCCAAGACCGGGGAGCCCUCUAGGAACCCCAAGAUCGUUGUUCCCAUUCCGGUGCACGUCAGUCGUUUUGCCAUCAGAAGUCAACAUCAGCAGCUGGAGCAAGCCAGGCCCUGAGCGGCCAGGGGCCCCCCUCCUCAAGCUCUCCCCAGUCCCCGGCCCCAGCAGGUGCCAGGGGAGGCAACCCCCCAUCCCCCAACACACACACACACACACAC